AUGAAUUCUACUACAAGCUCUAGUUAUAAAAUUCAAAUUCUGAACUACUUACAUGGAGAAACGAUUUGCUAUCCAUUGGUGUUGCUAGAAGGAAUAAUUAUUGAUACAGAACACAGCUCCUCAGUUGGCCAGAGAAGAUUACUACGGACGUCGAGUGACCCUGAAUCUGACAGAGCGGAUAAGCUCCAGAUACUGGACUCAUCUCCUCAGUAUACCCUUGAAAGUUUUCAAGAAGACACAAAGUUAUUGGUAAAAUGUAAUUGCCAUCAAGUGGUGUGGCCGGUAGUCAAAGGAGGAUUUAAGGCUGUUGUUCCGCUUAAAACUGGAGAAAACUUGAUUGUUUUGAAAUUAAUGCAUAAUGAAGAUAUUGAUAUUGAAUUCAAAUUGAUUUACAAACCACUGCAAAUAUCAAGGUAAGUUUAUGUGCACUGAACAACUAAUGAUAAAUGGAUGAACUAAGGUUAGGCUGAAAUUAUUGAUCAGGCGCAAGACAGGUCUGAAAGUCACAGUGCAGUCGCUGAUGUUAGGACCAGUAAUCAGUUCGGAGUAUCCCUAAAUUUAAGGAAAGGGCCAACUGGUCACGCGACACUUUUCAACCAAUGAGAAGGCGUGCUUGUGUUUAUCAACAAACAAAUCAAAAUAUCGCCCCAGUGAUCAAAAAUUUUCAAAACAAUGGACGGAGUCGGACAGAAUCAGUCAUCGUUUCGAGGUUCUCAGGCAUAUUUUUAAGACUUUUCAUGAGGCAUACACAAUUUUUCUAAGUGGACAGCGUAUCGGAAGCCAUAUUGGAAGUGUCUCGUGAAAUAUUCAACAACUUUAUUAGUAUUAUGGAUAUUCACGUCCAACAUCUCGCCUCACUUUGCUGAAUUUGCGGGGAUGAAAUUGAAGAUCAUAAGCGCAAGGUAGAUACUAACCGCUUUGUUUCUGAAAUUCACUAAUCUGGAAAGAUUUAAUGUUGUUGGAUUCUCCAAAUGUUCAUCCCCGGUAAAAAAACAAUCAAAGAAACAAGGCAAAUCUCAAUUGUAAAUGCUGUAUUUCGCUACUCAUUGAACAUGCACUGAUUAUCUGGGAUAAAAUUAAAACAUUGCACGUACUACAGCAAGCAAAGAAAGCACCAGAUGCUUGAAGUCAACAUGAAAAAACACAAAAAAACAAACAAGAAAAAUUAAUAAAUUUGAACUACUUUCUAUUCUUGUUAUGAUGACUGGUUCUUUGAUUCUUGUCCUGUAGAAGUUAAUAGGUAGUACCAAUGCUGUUUUGUACGAUCUCGACAAAUUUUCACACUCUCUCUAAAGCUAUUUUUACACGGGACGAGUUUGCUUCUAUCAAAAAUCUUGCAAGCCAUGCCAGUGAAGCCACGACCUCUGCGAUCGGUCCAGAAUUAGUUCGAACACCCCAAUGAUUCCUUGCAAUGAUUAAUCCUCUUAUUCUCUUACAUGACAUUUUUUCUUUGAAUUAAUAUUAAAUGUGAAACCUAGACGAGUAGUGUAAGCAUGGUAAGCUCAUCUUUAAUUCUGUCCGACUCUGUCCGUUGUUUUGAAAAUUUUUGAUCACUGGGGCGAUGUUUUGAUUUGUUUGUUGAUAAACACAAGCGCGCCAUCUCAUUGGUUAAAAAAUGGCGCGUGACCAGUUGGCCCUGUCCUUAAAUUUAGGGAUAUUCCGGACUAGUAAUAGGUGACUAUCUUAGAGAGGUGUGUUUCUCUAAGAGAAUCAGUGGCGUAGCUGCCCUUAAAGAAGCCAUUAUAAUUGCUGUUGUGUAUUAUAAAUGGGCAUGCAAAAUUGGCUGGUUAUUCAGUAGGAACUGAAUCUGUUGCUGAAUGCCAUCUUGGUGUUUUAAGUUGAUACAUAAGCCUCUCUAUGGUUACCUGUGAUCUACGAUACUGAGUGAAAUAGUGAUCCUUACAAUGUAGCUUUAGUGCUCACAAACCAAACAUGCAGAAAUAUACUCACCUUAAGAGACAGAUGUAACUGGUGAAAAUUAAAUUCAUGUUAAAAAGUUGUAACCUACCAGAAGGUUGAUUCUCUGUUUCCUUGGUCCCCUUGUCCUAAUUAUUCAGUAAUUUGGACUAGGAGACAAUGGAAAUUGAGAAUCAACCCAGGUUAAAAACUUUUUUAGCCUGAAUAUAGUUAUUUUGACAUGUAACAGGUACAGAUAUUCCUCAUUUCUUCCAGCUACAAACUAUUACAGUAUUCUCUUCAACUGAAAGAGUCUGUCCCUUGAUAACUUACUGCUAAUUUCUCAUUAAAUGCAACAUUUUAAGCCAACUAUAAAGGCUGUGCUGCAGUUGUUCACAAGUCAGUGUUAACUUGGCUUGCCAUUAUGUCCUUCCCGCUCCUUCAAGACUUCAGCAACUAGGGCUUAAAAUUUAGAAAUGGCUGGCUACCCCCCUGAGAAUGAUGUUGACCAGCUCAAAGUGGCCUUCUUAUCAACAAGUUGGCAAUUAAAAGAGAACUGCCUGGAAACCAGUGCAGUAGAGAGGAUAACAAGAAACCAUGCAAAACUUAGCCCCCCACACAGGCAUUUUUAGGGGAGCUUGUUUUUCAUCCCUCCCCACAAAUGCCUUCUCACCCGAAGACAACAUUCCUUUCCCACGCUUAGCCAAUCACAUUGUACUUUCCAAGUUCUGGAAAGUUGACCUUGGCCUAAAGGUAAUCUGAUAAUUAUUCGAUCUGCAUGAGACACUGGGAAAGCUUUCUGAUCUCUAAUAAAUGUUAGAUUCAGAGCAGCAAAAAUAAGGUUCAGUCAAAUUUUAAAAUACUCCAUGCACUGCAUAACCUUAGGAAAGAAAAGAAGGAAAAGGGUAACUCUAGGGUCACGUUUUAGUAGUAUUUACCCUGUCAACACUUAAUUUCACACCUGUUGAUUGGUCCCUUACCAUGCAAAUAAAACAAUGGGAAAGGAAUGUUAUUUUCGGUAGAGCAGGCAUUUGUGGGGAGGGAUGAAAAACGAGUACCCUAAAAAUGCCUACUGGGAACCUAUGCAAAACUAAGCAAAAUAAAUCUUUGUAUAAUAAUUAACCAUUCUGUUUUAUGCUCAUGUAACAGAUAAUUAGUCAUCCAGAUGCAUUGUAGAAUGAUGUGCUAUUGCUUUUAUUGACAGGUUUGUCCGUGUUGUGUAUGUGAAGUGUGCUGAUAGUGAUGGAUCAUUUGACGCUCCUGCCGAUGUCCCCUGUGAUGUUAAUUGUGCAGUAAAAAAGCUCUCUUUUAACUCCCAACUUCUCCAGACUUUUACAGCAGAAAGCUUAUAUCAACAUGGCUUAGGGCACAAAACAUUCCGUAUAGAGGAAGAUGACUCUGGUUCUCCUAAGGUUCACAUNGGCCUAAAGGUAAUCUGAUAAUUAUUCGAUCUGCAUGAGACACUGGGAAAGCUUUCUGAUCUCUAAUAAAUGUUAGAUUCAGAGCAGCAAAAAUAAGGUUCAGUCAAAUUUUAAAAUACUCCAUGCACUGCAUAACCUUAGGAAAGAAAAGAAGGAAAAGGGUAACUCUAGGGUCACGUUUUAGUAGUAUUUACCCUGUCAACACUUAAUUUCACACCUGUUGAUUGGUCCCUUACCAUGCAAAUAAAACAAUGGGAAAGGAAUGUUAUUUUCGGUAGAGCAGGCAUUUGUGGGGAGGGAUGAAAAACGAGUACCCUAAAAAUGCCUACUGGGAACCUAUGCAAAACUAAGCAAAAUAAAUCUUUGUAUAAUAAUUAACCAUUCUGUUUUAUGCUCAUGUAACAGAUAAUUAGUCAUCCAGAUGCAUUGUAGAAUGAUGUGCUAUUGCUUUUAUUGACAGGUUUGUCCGUGUUGUGUAUGUGAAGUGUGCUGAUAGUGAUGGAUCAUUUGACGCUCCUGCCGAUGUCCCCUGUGAUGUUAAUUGUGCAGUAAAAAAGCUCUCUUUUAACUCCCAACUUCUCCAGACUUUUACAGCAGAAAGCUUAUAUCAACAUGGCUUAGGGCACAAAACAUUCCGUAUAGAGGAAGAUGACUCUGGUUCUCCUAAGGUUCACAUAUUUACUAGCAAGUUGACUUCAGCAGAGGCUUUAAGCAUGACUGGAGAUCAACUGUACAACACUUUCUUUAAAGGUAAGCAUAUUGUUUUAUUUUUUUGUGUCUCUCUUCUCUUCUUUUCCUCUUAGUUAUCACUAAUAAACUGACUUUAUAGGGGUAACACAAUUAUUAUAAUUUACUGAGAAACCAGUAGUUUCCAUUGUGGCCCACAAGGUCAAGAAUCUCAACUGGCCAGAGGCAAACCAGUUGGCUAUUUACAAGCAUGGUCGAGGAUUUGAACUCAGGACUACUAAGAACAAAUAGAUAGGGUGGGAAUUGAACCUGGGAUCUCCGGAUUACAAUUCUGACUUUCUCUAUCCACUCAGCCAUCUUGCCUCCAAUGGAUUAACUGUAUGAUACAGUCAGUGACAACAAAGGUAUAGAAAAAUGAAAUAAUUCACCUUUAACCACCACUCCCCCUCAAAAUUUCCAGUGACCUUCAUAAUUCUUCACAGUAUCAUUUGUCUCUUUGUUUGAGUUGUUUUCUGGAUUUAAACCCUUAUUUUUUAGAGGAUGGGGUCUAAAAGUGAAACAUAAGACAGAAUCCAUCAGGAAAAUGGGUAAUUUUAAUUUUCAGUUGACAAAACCUGGUACCAGAAUAAACAAUAUCACAUUCUUUUUACAUUUUCAAGGGCUAUAGAUGUAAUUAAUUAUCUGUAAUAACACCAAAGAAAAUUUCUUAUGAGAGCCCGAGAAAAUAAAUGUCAAAUUUUGCAAAAUGACAUCUUACACAUGAAAUUGUCAGAAUUUUACCUGUGUUUUCACAAUUCUUGUGAAAUUUGAUAUUUAUUUUCUCGGCCUCCCAUUAUAUCUAUAGCCCUUGAAAAAUGUAAAAAAGAAUGCGAUAUUGUGUAAAUUAUUCUGGUACAUGGUUUUUGUCCACUGAAAACUGAAAUUAUUCAAUUUCCUGUUGGAUUCCAUCUUGAAGACUGAAAGCCAACUAGCAAAAAUAGUGGUGGGUGGGUUAGUUUGGGAAGAGGGCAAAACCAAAUGAUGUCUCCUGUGCUGCUAUGAACAUUGUCUGGAAUGUUGUGAUUAUAAUUAACAAUUACUGUAAGUGAUCUUAUGGACACCAGAGUGGUUUAUUUACAUUUAGGGGUCCAUGGGGGAGGUGUUUAAAAGAGAGAUGCAUUUAUUCUGAUAACUGUGACAGGCCCUACAAAGUAUGCUUUGAGCAAAAACACCAAGAGAGUUUAUAAAUAGCAAAAUUCCAGUCGAUCUAUUGAUACAUACGUCUAGACUGUUUAGAGCUCCAUUUUGCUCUAAGACAAAUCUCAACUUGACGUUGAAAAAGAGGCAAUGCAAACCCCUGUAAGUCAAGCAAGAAACUAAAUAUUUUGAAUAUUUUGCUCCUUUUUCCUAUUUCCUUUCUUUGAGUAAUUAUCAUGGGGGCAUCUAUUAGACAGGUGGUGCUCAUUAGAGAGGGGCAUCAUAAUACAAACUUAACAUCACAGUGUAGGAGAGUGGUUUAUUGGACAAGAGACAUUUAUUUGAGAGGGGUUAUCAAUUAGAUGAUAAUACAGCAUUAUCAUCAUGGAAUUUCUGUCUUGGUUUUCAGAACUCAAGUGCUCAAAUCUUUAUGAUCCAAUGUGUAAGUUCUGGACUUUUAUGUCCUGCACCCAUUAUGACCCACCUCCUUCAGAUCAGUUUGAUGAGAAGCUCAUUACAAAAUAUGUCAAGGCCCACACUGCCCUUGGAGGAGGGAUAGAACGUAACAAACCUUGUCCUCCCGACGUGUGGACCCGAAGUUCACAACUUCUCAACCACGGAACAAAAUGACUACGUUCUGAGUAAUUGUUUGACCUUGAGAAACUACUGUCACCUCCAAGGUAGAUAAAACAAAGAUGAAAGUAGACCUUUAUUUGUUUGGUUUAAACUCAGUAAUAAUAUUAAAAAUAAAUGUGGACUUUGAGUCUAAAUUAUUUGAGUAGCCCUUUUCCCUCUCGAGACAUUUUGGCUAGUUUUAAAGCCUUUGUCAGUUGAAAUAGUGAGAAUUAUUGCAUUUAAUUUAAAAAAGGCUAGCAUGGUGGAAAAAUUCUUACAUGGUUGUCAACCUAUGUGGCAUAAUCUUCUUAGGUCUUGAAAAACUUGUCACUGAUUUAGUUUGAAAGUGAGUUGCUUGGACUCUUGUCCAUUGGAUAAGUCAGCUUUCCAAAGUUACUUGCACAGCAUGAAAAUAUCACGCUAGACUGGACUACCUGACAGGAACUUUUCAUGCCCUACCUUUUUUCCUACCUUGUAAUCAGAGGUUUAUUUAUUUAUUGUCCAAGUACUUACUCUCCAUCUAUGCAAUGAUUCUUUCUCUCUUGCAUGGCUUUAGCAUUAACGAAGUCGUUCACGUCACUUGUCAGUCGCGUUGUUGGUUUGUUUUACACACCCCAGAGCAUAUAAAACAAACCAGCUACGCGACUGACCAGUGACGCAAACGACUUCCUAAACAAUUAAAGCCAUGCAAGAGAGAGGCCUCUGCUCACAGGGCGUUUGUUCCAAGAUUUACAUUAAUUUUUACUAAAGGGAAUUUCUAGCUUUUGACUUGAUGUUAUCUUGGACAAAAUCUUUAGUUUGAUCAUUAAAAAUUUCAUAAUAUUAAUGUAACCUCAUAACUUCAUUAUUUAUAAUCUGCAGAGUGGUUUUAACUUUGGAUUCUGUGGAUGAAAUCCCAAUGUUGUUAUUAUUCUAGUAUCUAUGAAACCUCUUCAGCCCAGUGACUGUGUAGUUCUAACUAUUGAGUUAAUUGAUGAACUUGUUUGGUGUCACCAAUGAAUAAUAAAUGAAAGAAAGGUCCACGGCCCUCACAAACAAGGGAUAUAGUAGAGAGAGAUCCUGGAAAAUAAUUUGGUCCUUUACCAUGUAAUUUUACUGUUUGUACAUAUUACAGGUCAAAAUAUAUUCAUGUUAAGUAGUUUCUUUACCGAAGUUGAUUUUCAAUUUCCUUUGUCUGCUGGCCCUAAUUCAUAAAUGAUUAGAGUGACAAAGGAGAUAGAAAAUUAAUUUUAUUUUGACCUGUAACAUAUACUGUAGAAAUCCUUUUUAAUGGUACUUUUACUUGCUACCAUUAUUUUUCUGACAUUUGGAAGUGUGGUUUUCUUUUCCCUUGGGAGCAAAAGAUUUUUUUUAUAAAAAGUUUUUUCAUUUUGUUUCAGGGGCACUUACUGGGCAAACUAUUCCACUGGUCUUGGAGCUUCAAUGCAUGAACUUGGUCACUGCUUUGAUUUGGCACACACUCCUAAAGGCAUUAUGGGUAGGGGAUUUGAUGACAUGAACAGUGUAUGGACCAUGUGGAGAAAACCCAGCUUAUUAGAAAAGGAUCUAAUAGCUGAAUCUGUGAUGCCAGGUUAAGUGCUAGAGAAUGAUUGAUAGUAGAAAAAGUGGAACUCUUACAAAGCAGACAACUAUGGGACUGUAGCUAGGGUGUGCUUGAUGGACUGUUAAACAUUUUUAAAUGUAGGUUAUUUCAAAGAAAACUGGGAGGGAGGGGGGACAAUUUUGGACUCACUGAAGCUCACGUCCUCUCAAAAGUGGUUGUCUACCUAGCAUAGAGACAGCAGGUGUUAUCAUACCAGGAAGUACAGUGACUGAUGAUUUAGUAAUGCAAGUGUCGAUAGCUGAAUUCAAGACUUGCGGGCAUAUUAAGGUAGAAUAUUCCACACAAUAGAAUUAAAAUUCAUUUCAAAUAUGUAGUAAAUUUUAGGGAAGAGGGGCAGUAUUUCCUACUGUGAAAUACAAUUCCAAGGAGAACUCAAUAUACAGAUACAUACGUUGUAUGCCAGAAAUCAGGACACUCAAAAAACAUAUUUCUCAUAUGGCAUAAUAUGAGCCAUUAUACCAUGCCCUCCAAAUAUGGUAACUGUUUGUGUCUGCUCAAAAUUAAAAACAAGCUGAAAAUCGGUUGUUUUUACAAAUAAAAUCAGGAAGAAUUCUCGAUAUUUUGUGGGUGUUUUUAAUAAAACAAUAAUUUGCGCUUGUUGGAUACGAGUUGACUGAAGCGAACUUGACACUACACGCCUUGCUAUCUCAUAUCCAAUGCCCACUCGUGGAAUAAUUGUUAAAUUUUCUUUUCUCCUUUGCUGCAGUAGACCCAGAAAAAUCUACCAACAGAGCUGUAGCAACUUCAGCUCGUGUGUCAACCACAGGCUACCCAGCUGCUGAAGGUCUUGUAUCCCGAUCAGAAGAUAGGAGUGUGUCCGUUAAAAACACCAACCAUGCCACACCUAGUGAUUGGACCCAUGGAGCCCACUGGUAUAGAUCCUCUGCUGUUCUGCUUUCUUAUCAUAAGUGAGUUUCUUCUGUUAGCACAACUUCUCUAGUGUGUGGAUAUAAGUUAGUUUUCAGUAGAAAAAGUUUACUACAAUCAAACCUUUAUUAAGCAGUCACCCUUAGGAAUUACCUAGCCAGAUGACCGCUGAAUAAACACACUUGCUGUGUUUGUUUUAGCAGUGUUGUUUGCAUCUUUUAUGAUCAUCUAUUAGCCAAGGGGAACAAGGGUGGCCAAGUGGUGAGAGCAGUUGUCUAUCAUUAGUAUGGGGCCUGGGUUCAACACCGCAUGUGGGUUGAGUUUGUUGUUGGUUCUCUCAUUUGCUCUGAGGGGUUUUUCUCCAGGUCCACCAGUUUUCUCUUCUCCUCAAAAACCAACAUUUCCAAAUUAUGAUUUGAUCAGGAAUGGUAGAUAAAGAACCACUUUGUAUUGUGGAUGCACAGUGUACUACCUCUAAAUCAUUAUUUAUUUAUUUAUUUACUUAUUUUAUUUAUAUAAUUAAACAGCUUUUCCUGAAAAGGUUAUGGUAUAAUUUUGUUAUUAAAUCCCUUUCGUUGGACAUUUCAUUAUGACAAACACUAUUUUACCAGUCCUUAUAGGUGAAGUCUCUCUCAAAGACAGUUGACUACUUGUAUGUGACUAAAGUUUCUUUGAUUCAUAGAUGGUUAUCCAAUUCCAGUCCUGAAGGAGAUGAUGAAAGUGUCUUUAACAAUCCCUUAGUGCACUGGUGUCAUAAUGUUUGUGGUCCUGUUGGUAAUAGCGGUGGCUGCCAUCAGAAAAACCAGCAGUCAUUCAACAGUGUCAAGUGGCUAGAGUCCCAGGGGGCAGCCCUAGGGGGCUUUAUUAUCCACACUGGGGAAUAUGUUAACUGCAUACAGAUCAUGGGAAAUCAAGAACAAUCUGGUAUACCUUUCAAUACUUAUUUAAUAAUUUUGUGAAGCAUGAUCAUCCACAUGUCCUGAAUAGGACUGUUGUCAUUGGCGGUGACUGACGUUUCGACCACCUGUGCGGUAGUCAUCUUCAGAGUCAAAGUGAGUUGUAUCACGUCAGUUGAUGGUAUUAUAUUCUGGUUAUUGACCUGAUUGGUCAAUUAAGUCGUGAUGUUAGUCUGUCAGUUAAGAUGUGAUGUUACUGGCUAUGAAGACUCUUAAAUGUCAUUGGUGCGUUUCGAUCCGUCUUUUGUCACAGUUUUACAGUCGUUUCUUGUUAGUCAAAUUGUCGGUUGUCUAGUCAUUCAGUUGUUGUAAAUUUUGUUGAUUCCGUCAAUUAGUCAUAUUUAAUUGGUGUUCAGCAAUGUUAUUGUGACCCUCCCCAUUUUGUCGCUUGUUUGUGUUCAUCACCAAUGUAAGUGGCCUGGUCUUGUAUAAUACUCCCUGUCUGUCCUGUAUCAUUGGACAUUUGGAGUCUUCAUAGCCAGUGACAUCACAGCUUAAUUGACAGACGACCAAUAAUAUCGAGACUCAAUUGACCAAUCAGAUCAAUAACCAGAGUUUUAUACCAUCAACUGAAGUGAUACAACUCACUGACUCUGAAGAUGACUACCACACAGUUUUUCGAAAGGUAAGUCAUUGUCAACAACAGUCCUAUUUCAGGACUAUGCUCACCCGGACGAUAUUAUAAAAAUCUUAGCAACAACGCUAUUAUUGGCAUUUUAUAAUAGCGACAACGCUAUGGAUUUUCAUUCUAAUAUUACAAUUCACUAACACAUCUGUAGUCCUGGCUAUUCUACCUAUUACCAGCCAUUCUUUUUAGCAGGGUUGGGAGGGGCAGGUGAAAGUGGGUGGAAAACUUUCUUGACUUAUGGACACAUGUAAAAUAUCAAUCCUAAGUGUUUUGAAACAAUAACUUAACACUUUGCUAGAACUCUCCAAGUCAUGCGAUUUAAAUUUUACAUAGCAGAUGAUGUUAAGGAGGACUAUGAUCAACUGCCUGGUUCCUCGGAACUUAACUUUAAAGCAGAUUCCUUUGAAGUCUUACUUAAGUUUCGUUCCAACUAAAAAUGCAUCCGUUAGGGUGGAGUUCUUGGGACUGCUUUUUGGAUGAUUUUUUAAUGGUGAAGAAAAGUAAGGUGACUGGAAAAUGUUGAAGUGAAUUAAUACCGCAAAGGCCAGAUAGUCCAUCAUACACUGAGCCCUUUAGGAGACUAACUUGUUUCUUGCAUACCAUUUCAACCUUUUUUCACUUACAAUUCGCACCCUUUUCGAGCAAAAGUUCAAUGAUCAUGACUGUUGGAUUUCAUUUUUUCUUGUCACUCAGGAGAAUGCCAAGAGGUUUUGUCGGAUCCUCACGGCACAGAUGGCGUAGGAAAGCGGCAUAUCUUCACCAUCAGUUCCCCGGAUGAAUACAUCACGGCUAUUGACGUCAGAGCUGGAGGAUGGAUUGAUGCGAUUAGACUCCACACUAAUCAAAAGUCUAGUGUAUGGAUAGGAGGGGUGGGUGGUGAUGAAUACCACCUAAAGGCUCCCCUGGGGAGAAGUAUUCUAGGCAUCAUUGGUACAAGUGGAGAAUUUGUUGGAUCGCUUGGAGCACUUCUUAGCAGGUACUUGUGGCAAUACUUUAGACCUAAGUAG
Messenger RNA from Porites evermanni, 10856 nucleotides. The record is from the annotation of a GenBank genome assembly. Lineage: Eukaryota; Metazoa; Cnidaria; Anthozoa; Scleractinia; Poritidae.